This is a messenger RNA of Penicillium cataractarum, 1032 nucleotides long. RefSeq lists its product as uncharacterized. The transcript is spliced from 4 exons. NCBI's taxonomy places the organism in Eukaryota, Fungi, Ascomycota, Eurotiomycetes, Eurotiales, Aspergillaceae. Gene Ontology annotation, cellular component: Golgi apparatus. The coding region runs from base 1 to 1032 and encodes 343 amino acids. The record is from RefSeq and is a predicted model, not a curated record.
AUGUACAGACCAACAUCAAGGCAUGAGUGGCUGUUCUGUGGGGCAUUGCUCGCCCAAGCCAUUAUCAUCCUGGCGCUAGAAUUAUUUAUCAUCUCCGAAUGGCAGAUGUGGGUUCAUUCCAAUAUAACCCAAGUGACUAUAUCAUACGUCGUGCCAAUCAAUCUGGCCAUCUUCGUCUUCACUUGCGUGUACGAGCUUAUUCUAGCCAUUGACGCAGUACAUCACAAGAAUAACCUACUACUAUUCGCUGUCUGCGUCAGCAAUGUCUGCAUUCUCGCAUUCUCUGCGAUGCAGCCAACCGCCAUGAUAGAGAUUUCCCGAAGACUACCCAAUGAACGUGAUGCUGAACGGCAGCCCUUGGUAGAUAUCGAUGUCGACUUUUGGAAGCGAGUUGGCCCAGCUCAGAUCGCUUGUCCGAUUGUCUUUGGGAUAUGCUCUUUUAUCAUUUGGCCAUGUGCCUAUCGGCUGCAUAAAGAGUAUGCUUGGGCCAUUUACCGGAGUAUUCACGGUGAUCUGAGCAUUAAGACUCGCUUUUUAGCCUACGAGAUCUAUCUUGUUCUGAUCAAGCUCGACUUCUACUUCAUCACAGUUUUCGUGAUCCAAUAUGAUUUAAUCGACGUUCACUUUGAGGGGCCAGAGUUUGCCCUCACAUUGGCUCUUCUGCCUGCAUCUUUCCUCAUGAUGGUAUUAGCUGUCUGGUUCGUUCGCAAGGAGUGGAAGAUCGCAAUGAUACCGGUGAUUAUAUGCCACGCUGCUAUUAUUGCAUAUCUAAUCAGUCGAAUCGUUGUACUGUACGACGAUGGGCGCCGCGCGAAUACAGCAGACAAGGAUAUGAUGCUGUUAUUUGCAUUCGCGGCGUUGAUCCUCAUGGCAUUCACCCUGAUAUGCGCUGUUAUCUGCGUGUUCAAUUUCAAUCACGGAUUGAGAGAGGUUCUUGACGAGAAGAGCUACAAGCGAGAUACGCACUUUGAGGCUCUCUCCGGUUGGACUGAUCGAUCAUACUCGCCAGAGCAUCGACUCUCGCUCGAGUAG